Candidula unifasciata is the source of this 1386-nucleotide messenger RNA. The record is from the annotation of a GenBank genome assembly. NCBI's taxonomy places the organism in Eukaryota, Metazoa, Mollusca, Gastropoda, Stylommatophora, Geomitridae.
AUGUCAUCCUUCGCCCCAACCUCCACGUCUGCUAACACAUCGUCGACGUCUUAUGCCGAGUUUGACAAGGAAGAUGUCGAGUUUUUUAAAGGUAUCUCCAGGAUCCCAUACAAGCCAGACGCCGGCCCCACCGAGUCGCUGGUCUACAAACAUUACAACGCUUCACAGGUGGUGCUGGGAAGAACCAUGGAGGAGUGGCUUCGAUUCUCUGUUUGUUUCUGGCACACAUUCCGGGGAACAGGUGCUGAUCCAUUUGGUUUCCCGACUCUGAUCAGGCCAUGGGAUGAUGGCAGCAACAGUUUGGAGAAUGCCCGCAGACGUCUGCGGGCCUCAUUUGAAUUCUUCACCAAACUUGGAGUCAAGUACUGGACCUUCCAUGAUCGGGACAUUGCACCCGAGGGAGGUACUCUCUCAGAGUCCAACAAAAACCUGGAUGAGAUUGUGGAUCUGGCUGAACAGCUGCAGAAAAAGACUGGAGUCAAACUGCUGUGGGCAACUUGUAAUUUGUUUUCUCAUCCCAGGUACAUGAAUGGAGCCAGCACCAACCCGGACGCCCAGGUGUUUGCUUACGCUGGAGCCCAGGUGAAGAAGGGACUGGAGGUGGCUCAAAGACUUGGAGCAGAAAACUUUGUGUUCUGGGGAGGUCGAGAAGGAUUCCAUUCAAUCCUCAACACCAACAUCCGAGCUGAGCUCGACCACAUGGCUACAUUCUUUAGACUAGCAGUUGCUUACAAAAAGAAACUUGGCUUCAAAGGAGUGUUCCUCAUUGAGCCAAAGCCAAAAGAGCCAGCAAAACAUCAGUAUGAUUAUGACGCCAUGACUGUCAUUGGCUUCCUCAGAACUUAUGGGUUGGAGAAUGAAGUCAAGUUGAACAUUGAACCCAACCACACUACAUUGGCUGGCCACGCGUACGAGCAUGAUAUUGUGGUGGCAUCAGCCUACAACAUGCUGGGCUCUGUUGACGCCAACACAGGAUCUCCAGAUCUGGGCUGGGACACGGACCAGUUUCCCAUGGAUGUCAGAAAUGCAACAGUGGUGAUGCAGGUGAUCCUAAAACAAGGAGGUCUGCAGCCUGGGGGUCUCAACUUUGACUGUAAAGUUCGCAGGGAGUCAACAAACCUAGAGGACAUGUUCAUCUCUCACAUUGGUGCCAUGGACACAUUUGCCAGGGGUCUCAAGAAUGCAGCCAGAAUUCUGGAGGAUGGUAUCAUCGUCAGACAUGUGGAGGAUCGCUACAGCAGUUACAAGUCUGGCAUUGGGGCCAAGAUUGAAGCAGGAAACACAACUCUGGAGGAGCUGGAGGAAUAUGUCCAGACCCAUGGAGAGCCUCAGCGUAUUUCUGGCCAGCAGGAGCACUACGAGAACAUGCUGAACUUCUACCUGUAG